Messenger RNA from Sungouiella intermedia, 711 nucleotides. NCBI's taxonomy places the organism in Eukaryota, Fungi, Ascomycota, Pichiomycetes, Serinales, Metschnikowiaceae. The record is from the annotation of a GenBank genome assembly.
AUGAUAAGGAAUUCUGGCUUAUCACAGGCCAAUAAGAUUAUAGUACCUAAUAAUAGUGAAGCCAUGAUCCAGAAAUAUACCUGUGUGCCAGUUGAUGAAUACGACGUCCUUAUUGUCACGAACGGUGCAGUGCAUCAAGUAGAGCAGGCUCUCCAUCAAUUGAACGAACGGACCGACAAUGAUAUUCCACUCAAUGCAACUAUUGUAUACUUAGAUUCUUUCGAAGAUUUGGUUACACACUUGAGAAUUACUAACAUGGAAACAAUGUCGCCAACCACAAACUUUAAGGGUAAAACGGUGUUCAUGUUUUUUAACGGUCUUGAGUAUAUACAGAAUUUCAUUUGUGAGGUAAUUGAUUACUAUGGCUCUUUGGUGAUGGGAUUCACACCAGAUUUCCACAAAGCAAGAUUGAGCAUUCUCAACAACUCCUACUAUUAUUUUGAUUCAUCCGUGGCCACAGACCUAGGGAUGGAACCCACUUCGAUGUUGAGCGAUUCUGUUCAAUUCAACUACAUUGUCACCAUUGUUAACGACAUCUUGAAGAAAAUGAGCUUCAUGUUGCAUAGAAUUCGCGGAGUGUACUUGGAUGACAUCCAAUUUAACGGUGAAAGACUGUACCCAUUGCAAGCAUUACUACGCAACUUCCCCAACCUUGAGAGAGUGGAUCUUGCAAGUGAAGCCGAAGUUUGCUUUAGGGAAAUAGUGGUUUAG